CUUUCUUUCUUUCUUCUUUUCUUUCCCUUUUUUCCUUUUUCUCUAUUUUUUAAAACUAAAACAUACAUUACCUUUUGAUACGCUUUUAUAUACAAGUAUUAUGUCAGCAAUCAAGGCAAUACCUAAACCAAAUACAAUACAGAAAUUAACCAGUGUAAAUGAGCAAGUUUGGUUAAAACUAGGUAAUUUAGCGGAGAUGAUGUCGGAUUGGGAAAGGGCAGUGAAUGCUUAUGAAUCUGCACUACGACAUAAUCCAUAUUCUAUUACCGCAUUAUCUCACAUAGCUUCUCUUUGCAGAGGAAGGGAACAAUUCGGAAAGGCCGUUGAAUACUUCAAAAGAAUACUUGCCUUACAAGAAAAUAAUGGCGAAGCCUGGAGUGCAUUAGGACACUGCUAUCUUAUGAUGGAUAACUUACAGGAAGCAUAUCAAGCAUAUCAACAAGCAUUAUAUCAUUUACAGAACCCAAAAGAUCCUAAAUUAUGGUAUGGUAUUGGUAUUCUUUAUGAUCGCUACGGUUCAAUUGAACAUGCAGAAGAAGCGUUUUCUGCUGUAUUAAAGAUGGAUCCAAAUUUUGAAAAGGCAAAUGAAAUUUACUUUAGAUUGGGUAUCAUUUAUAAACAACAACAGAAAUAUGACCUAUCACUACAAUGCUUUCGUUAUAUCCUGCGUAAUCCACCAAAACCACUCACAGAGAUCGAUAUUUGGUUCCAAACUGGACAUGUCUAUGAACAACAAAAAGAAUAUGACUUGGCUAAAGAAGCGUAUGAAAGAGUACUAACAGAGAAUUCGGAUCAUGCUAAAGUACUGCAGCAGUUGGGUUGGUUAUACCAUCAACAAAACACGAGCUUCUGCAAUCAAUCCAUGGCUAUUCAAUACUUGACGAGAUCUUUGAAAUCAGACAGUACAGAUGCACAGUCAUGGUAUUUGCUUGGAAGGUGCUAUAUGGUGGAGCAGAAUUACAACAAAGCGUACGAAGCUUAUCAGCAAGCAGUCUAUCGUGAUGCGCGUAACCCAACCUUUUGGUGUUCCAUUGGUGUAUUGUAUUAUCAAAUUAAUCAAUACCGUGAUGCGCUUGAUGCUUACAGCAGAGCUAUUCGACUUAACCCAUAUAUUAGCGAAGUUUGGUACGACUUGGGUACCUUGUAUGAAUCAUGUAAUAAUCAAAUACAAGAUGCUCUGGACGCAUAUCAGCGCGCAGCUGAAUUAGACCCAACCAAUCCUCAUAUCAAGCAAAGAUUAGAAUUGUUAAGAAAGACCAGCCCUAAUGCUGCUAGAAAUAACCAUAAUCAGCCUAUACCUCAGGAUGUUAGUAAUCCAUACCAAUACCAUAAUCAUCAUCAACAACAGCAGCAACAACAGCAGCAUCAACAUCAGCAACAACAACAACAACAACAACAACAGCAGCAGCAGCAACAUCAACAGCAACAGCAUCACCAUCAUUCACUACCGUCUUCUCUUCCUCCUCAACCACAUCAACCACCACAGCCCUCACCUACAAACAAUAGAAUCCCAAGAGAUCUUCCUUUACCUCCUCAGCAAAACAGCUAUUACUCGUAUAAUGAUGUUCGUAUACCUGAUAUCAACAGACAUACUACAAACAAUAUAAGAUCGCCCAUUCCAACUCAGAAUAAACUAUCACCUACACCCCCUCCUUCAUCAAAACUUCCAUUUGAAGAGCCAAGAAGAACGUCUACUCUUUAUGACGCAGAAAAGGCAAAACCUCCCCAACUACCUCCUCCUAAUUUUCGUCAACAAAACAAUAGCCCUACCGAAAGUAGUGCUGCCGAUACACUCAUGAGUAUGUCUCAACAAAAGGCAUCUUAUAUACCUCCCAAGAGACCUUUAGAAAUGGCAGACUCAGACUCAGAUGAAGAAAAGAAACCAAGGUUGGAUUCACCUAAAAAAGCAUCGCCUCCUACGGCUAAAGACACGAUUUCAGUUUCUUAA
Rhizopus microsporus ATCC 52813 is the source of this 1948-nucleotide messenger RNA. Its product is annotated as TPR-like protein. The transcript is spliced from 4 exons. Gene Ontology annotation, molecular function: RNA polymerase II cis-regulatory region sequence-specific DNA binding; chromatin DNA binding; protein binding. The record is from RefSeq and is a predicted model, not a curated record. Bases 101 to 1948 code for a protein of 615 amino acids. Gene Ontology annotation, biological process: regulation of gene expression. NCBI's taxonomy places the organism in Eukaryota, Fungi, Mucoromycota, Mucoromycetes, Mucorales, Rhizopodaceae.